UGGUCUGAAAAUCACAUGACAUGGCGCUCCAAGAAUCCAUAAUUAUGUUGCUGAUAUUUUUGGCUCCAAAAAGUUGUCAGUGUCCUACUGUCCUUAUUCUCCUCGAGAAAAACCGUUACCACAGCAACACAAAAGACACCAACAACACCAACAAUAAAAAAGAAUGUCAUGCCAGGAUAACAUUGCUGCCGGUCAUUUCCUGAUGGAUUCUUUGAUGGGAGGAUCAUCAUCUUCCUAUAGAGGCGAGGGCUACUCCAGCAGCAACCCAGGAAUGUACAUCCACUCGGCUGCAUCUGAGUAUGGAUGCUCAAUGAUGAGACAUUUUGGAGUAGUUGGAUCGCCCCUUCCCAAAAAAGACGAGGUUCCUCUUGGUAGCCAUCCUCUCGGCUCCUACCAAGAUGCGCUUUACCUGUCAUCCCAACUGGGCACUUGGACCUCAGCUUCUAAAACUGACAGUGACGAGCAACCUGUUGCCCAGUCCAGUUUACAACCGUGUUCGUUUCCAAUCGACAACGUCAAAAAGGAGGCGUUCUGUUGUCUGUAUCAGGGUGACAGUAGCAGCAGGGCUAAUACGGACAAUACAGAGUCGGCUUCUUACAUUCGGCUUGGGAACAAUAGCAGCAGCCAGACGGACCAAACCGCUGUCUCGGAGGUGUCCCAAUGUUAUGGAGGAGUAAGACGGGUAUACACCGGAAAGAGCAGGGAACAGCGAGAGGAGCAGUUCGGGACAGGCUUUGCGUCUUUGUCCCCGGUGACGACAUCUGUUGAAUCACCAAGAGAAUCAACGGUUAACAAAUCUACGCAGGAGAAAGUUAGCGAGGAAACGGGCAUCGAAGGGGAAGAACAGCGGAAGAAAGAAGAGAGCGCAAAGACUGACAGUUGUUCUGAAAACUCUGACGAAUUGAAAGAUGAUUUUACAUUGGAAAAUGCUCCAGGAAACUGGUUAAAAGCCAAAAGUGGACGGAAGAAGAGAUGCCCGUACACGAAGUAUCAGACGCUCGAGCUGGAAAAGGAGUUCUUGUUUAACAUGUAUCUGUCUCGCGAGCGCCGCCUGGAGAUCAGUAAGAGUAUCGAUCUGACCGAUAGACAGGUCAAGAUCUGGUUCCAGAACCGAAGGAUGAAGCUCAAGAAACUCAAUAGUGAAAGUCGGGGUCGGGAUCAUCUUAUGGCGGCCUACAACUUCACCUGAAAUUAUAUGAUCUAUAAAACCCUUCAAUUUACACACACACACACACACACACACACACACACACACACACACACACACACACACACACACACACACACACACACACACACACACACACACACACACACACACACACACACACACACACACACACAAUAUCUCAACGAUACCCAAGAGUACACGACUUUAUGAAGGAAGGACUUCAGCACUUGAGUUUGCCUGAACAUGA
Salmo salar (Atlantic salmon) is the source of this 1418-nucleotide messenger RNA. It is a transcript of the gene hoxc10ab, whose product is annotated as homeobox protein HoxC10ab. The record is from RefSeq and is marked provisional. Gene Ontology annotation, biological process: regulation of transcription by RNA polymerase II. Gene Ontology annotation, cellular component: nucleus. Lineage: Eukaryota; Metazoa; Chordata; Actinopteri; Salmoniformes; Salmonidae. Gene Ontology annotation, molecular function: RNA polymerase II cis-regulatory region sequence-specific DNA binding; DNA-binding transcription factor activity, RNA polymerase II-specific.